This is a messenger RNA of Scophthalmus maximus (turbot), 1499 nucleotides long. It is a transcript of the gene hnrnpa1b, whose product is annotated as heterogeneous nuclear ribonucleoprotein A1b. NCBI's taxonomy places the organism in Eukaryota, Metazoa, Chordata, Actinopteri, Pleuronectiformes, Scophthalmidae. The transcript has 11 exons. The record is from RefSeq and is a predicted model, not a curated record. The coding region runs from base 144 to 1184 and encodes 346 amino acids. Gene Ontology annotation, molecular function: RNA binding.
GGAACUACCGACCAAUCCGAGGGGGGGAAAGGGGAGUAUCUGUUACUAUUUAUUGUACUGUUGAGGAGGGUACAGAAUUCAUCUGACGCAGAUCACCUCUGAUCGGGCUUUUCACAGGGAGUCGUCCAGUGAUUUGACGCAAGAUGUCGAAAGAUGUCCCACGUGAGCCGGAGCAGCUCCGCAAGCUGUUCAUUGGAGGUCUGAGCUUCGAGACCACAGACGAGAGCUUGCGGGCCCAUUUUGAGAAAUGGGGCAGCCUCACAGACUGCGUGGUCAUGAGGGACCCCAACAGCAAGAGAUCCAGGGGCUUUGGUUUUGUUACAUACUCGUCAGUACAAGAAGUGGACGACGCCAUGACUGCUCGUCCCCAUAAAGUUGAUGGAAGAGUGGUAGAGCCUAAACGAGCCGUUUCCAGGGAGGAUUCAAACCGGCCCGGCGCUCAUGUAACAGUCAAGAAGAUAUUUGUUGGAGGCAUCAAGGAAGACACAGAGGAGGCACACCUGCGAGAUUACUUCGAGCAGUUUGGCAAAAUUGAGGUCAUUGAUAUCAUGACGGAUCGCAGUACCGGAAAGAAGAGGGGCUUUGCCUUCGUCACCUUCGAUGACCAUGAUUCAGUUGACCGGAUUGUCAUCCAGAAGUAUCACACAGUCAACUGCCACAACUGUGAAGUGAGGAAGGCCCUUACAAAGCAGGAGAUGCAGACUGCAGGAAUGGGUCGCAGCAGUGGAGGUGGAAGGCCUUAUGACUAUGACAGAGGCUUUAACCAGGGUGGUGGUGGUGGUGGUGGUGGUGGUGGCGGCGGCGGUGGUGGUGGAGGUAGGGGUAGAUAUGGAGAUGGCCCUUACAAUUGCAAUGGAGGAGGUGAUGGUGGCUAUGGAGGUGGGCCUGGUGGAUAUAAUAAUGGCGGUAACCGCGGUUAUAACCAAGGCUACAACCAGGGUGGAGGCGGCGGUGGUGGCUAUGGAGGAAAUGGAUAUGACAACAAUGGUUACGGGAACUGUGGUGGUGGGGGAGGCGGCGGUGGGAACUACAAUAACAUGGGCCACUACGACCCCCAGGCCUCUAACUUUGGCCCAAUGAAGAACAACUUCGGUGGCGGCGGUGGUGGUGGCAGGAGUUUCGGUGGCUAUGGAGGUGGCUCAAACAGUGGUGGCGGCUAUGGCCGUCAAGGACGGAAUUUUUGAAAUGUGAACUGGACUGAGUACUUAGGAGAGGAGAGCAAGGAGAAGGGAGCAAGCGAAGUGACAGGGCAGCUGCAGGUUUACCUCCUAAAUCUGCUCAGCCAAACAGUUGUGGCAGGUUACUGCUGCUGCAAGAAGAGAUGUACAAUAGAUUAAUCAUGGAGGGUCUUCAUUUAAAUAUUUGUUUUUGUUUUCAUCAUGUGUUUCUGGAAAGCAAGCAUUCCAACAAGGUUUUAUGUAGAUUUUUCUUUGAGUCUGGUUUUUAUUUGUAACUGCAUCAAACCAAGCUGAAAUAAACCAACAUUCAGUUUUUUUAAA